Molecule: messenger RNA, 2652 nt
Organism: Sporisorium graminicola
Lineage: Eukaryota; Fungi; Basidiomycota; Ustilaginomycetes; Ustilaginales; Ustilaginaceae
Exons: 1
Coding region: 1-2652 (883 amino acids)
Biological process (GO): protein processing
Cellular component (GO): plasma membrane
Molecular function (GO): metalloendopeptidase activity
Source: RefSeq, a predicted model, not a curated record
AUGUCCACCCGCGACUACGGUCGUCCUUCCACCGACGAUCAUGGUGAGGACCGCCCUCUCCUGAACGCAGACGAUGCUGAAACUCCUUCGGAUCAAUCGCUCUGGACCCGCUUCAAGCGCCAGGUCUCUGCCACUUUUGCUCCUCUCGCCAAACCGGAGGACCUUCGUCCCUUGGAGCGAUUCCUCGUGAUUCUAUCCGUAGCUCUGCUGCUUCUCGCUGCCGUCUUCAUUGGUCUCUUUGCCGGUUCGCAGCACAAGCUUGCUCACCGUCCCGCUUCUCCUGCUCCCGUUCCCGGUCCUGGCAAUCCUAACCCGGAACCACCUGUCGGCGACAUUUGCACAACCAAAGACUGCGUUCUUGCCGCCGGCGAAGUCCUUCGCUCCAUUGACGAAACCGUCAAUCCCUGCGACGACUUUUACGCCUUCACCACCAACAACUGGCUCAAGACGCAUCCCAUCCCCGCCGAUGCUGGGCUCUUCGGCACGGGCCAGUACGUGCUCAGCGAAAACACCAAGAUCAUCCGACAGAUCCUUGCCGAUGCGCCUUCGGCCAAAGACCUCGAGCUUGCUUCUUUUGCCGAUGAGCAGGCCGAGGCCGAUCAGCGCAACCUCGCCAAACUCAAGGGCUACUUCGAAUCUUGCACCGACACCGCUGCUCAGGACAAGCUCGGCGCUCAGCCGCUAUUGGACGUACUGGAACACCUCCGCACCCUCUUCCACUCGCACAAACACGGCAGAUACGAGCAGGGCAACCCACCCAAAAGCUCGUCGCACGCCUCACUCUUCCACGUGCAGUCGGACGAGGCCGAAAAGCCCUUACCUCCGAACCAGCCUCCUGCACGCUCACCCAAGCCUCACCCGCCGCGUGAGAGCCCGCAACCCACGCCUCCCUCUUCAGAAAGGCAGAAGGGUCUCACCGAGGUCCUCGCUUGGGCCCACAGCCGCGCCCUUCCCGCUUUCUUCGAGAUCACCGUCGAUGGCGAUGCCGUCAAGGAUCCUACGGCUGCUACACCCUGGUUCUUCCCCUCGGGCCUAGGUCUGCCCGACCAGGCCUACUAUGACGACGAGGACGAGAUUGCCUUUUACAGAAAGGUGGUCUCCGAGGGUCUGCGCAACUAUGACCACGAGGCCAAACAGACUCUUGUCAGCAAAAAGAAGGGCGGCAAGAAGCACGACGACAAGCCGCGACCCGCCCUCGCUCCGCUGGCCGAUGAAGUGGUCGAGCUGGAACGCAAGCUCGCCGAGAUCACGCCGGACUCGGAAGAGGUCACCGACCCCGUCGCCUCGUACAACCCGGUCAACUCCACCAAGCUCGCCUACACAUUCUCGUCGAUCAGCUGGCCCGAUUACUUUUCGGCGCUCACCGUCCGCACUCCUGAGCGCAUCAUCCUCGCCAGUCCCAAAUUCGUCACUUCGCUUGACGCCCUCAUCUCGCGCACCAAGACCGACGUCAUCGAAGCUUACAUUGUGUGGACCGCCAUCCGCACGCUCGGCACUGCUCUGGGACCCAAUGUCAAGUUGCGUGCUGCUGCCGAGCGCCUCGACCGCUACACCAAGGGCGUCGACGACGAUGCCAAGGAGGACCGCGAGACCGUGUGCAUGGCUCAGCUUAACGCUGCGCUCGGCUUCAUGACGGGUCGCUACUUUGUCCGCGAGGCGUUCAAGGGCGACAGCAAGAAGCGCGUCGAGGAGAUCAUCUACUCGGUGAUUGCAGCUUUCAAAUCGCGACUGCCGGAACUCGACUGGCUGGACACAAAGACGCGCAAGAAGGCUGAAGAGAAGGCUGACGCCAUCCGUGUCAUGGUCGGAUACCCGAACAGCCCCAACACCACGGACGCUACGUCUGUCGCCAGCUUCUACGCCGAUCUUGAGGUGAACCCUUCGAACUACUUUGCGAACCGACUGAGCUCGUUGACGCGCAUGGCUAAGCGCGAUUGGGCGCAGGUGGGCCGUAAGCUCAACCGCGAGCUGUGGGACAUGUUCCCUGCUGAAGUCAAUGCGGAAUACUCGCCGCAAGGAAACUACAUCUUGUUCCCGGCAGGCAUCAUGCAGCCGCCAUACUUCCACGUUUCGUGGCCGUCGUAUCUGCAGCGUGGCGCGUUCGGUGCGGUAGCGGGCCACGAACUGUCGCACGCCUUUGAUCCGGAUGGAAGGCUCUACAACAAGGACGGCUAUCUGCGCGACUGGUGGACUGAGACCACGGCGCACGAGUUCCAACAGCGCCAGACCUGCCUCACUAACCAGUACCACUCGUACACCGUAUCGGACGGCAAGGGAGGCGAGCUGCAGCUGCGUUCCAACUUUACGAAAGGCGAGGAUGUCGCUGAUGCCGGUGGACUGGCGCAGAGCUACCGUGCGUGGAAGGACGAGCUGGCUGCCGGCGGUGAGACUGUUGAGGCGGCGAACGCGUUGCUGCCCGGUCUGGGCUAUACGAGGGAGCAACUGUUCUUUAUUGCCUACGGUGUCAGCUGGGCACGCAACAUUCGAGCUAGUGAGCAGGUCAAGCGCAUUCGCACUGACCCGCACAGCCCGACCAAGUAUAGGGUCAACGGUGUGCUCGUCAACUCGCCCGAGUUUGCCGAAGCGUUUGGAUGCAAGCCUGGCAAGGACAAGAUGGCCAGUACGCCUGAAGAACGUUGCAGCAUCUGGUGA